CUCUAAUGACAUUCCAAGACGGGUCCAACCUUUAGGCGCCGUCCGAGCAGGCGAGGCGUCGACGCAGGCAGAAGACGCCCAAGUUCGCAUCGCCAACCCGACAAUCGCCAUGAUAACCAGGUGACCAACACCCAACAUGUUCGCCAACGCCCUCAAAUCGCUUGCCUCGACCAACAUCUCGGCCAACUAUACCAUCUCCCCCAACCUCACGUCGAUCGCCGGCCCUUGGAAGAUUUACCCUGCCAAGAACAAGAAGACGGGCAAAGAGUUCUCCGUCUUCAUCUUCGACAAAAAGUCGAUCGAUGCCCACCGCGGUGGCAUGAGCCGCGCCGAGGCGGCAGACUUCAAGAGGGCCCUUGAUGAAGUCGUAGAGCGGCUGAAGAAGGAGGCCUCGGCCCUCGCCAGGCUGCGGCACCCCGGCAUUCUGGAAGUGGUGGAACCAGUUGAGGAGACCAGGGGCGGCGGUCUGCAGUUCGUUGCAGAAGCUGUGACGGCGUCUCUCUCGGGCCUGUUACAAGAAAAGGAUGAUCAAGAAAGAGGUGGCUCAGGUGGUCGAUCGAGUCGGUACGUGACCGAGGAUGCCGACGGAACCCGCAGGAGACGGGAGCUCGAGAUCGACGAACUCGAGAUACAGAAGGGCUUGCUGCAGGUCAGCAAGGCACUCGAGUUCCUGCACGAGAACGCCGGUCUUGUUCAUGGCAACCUAACGCCAGACUCCAUUCUCAUCAACGCCAAGUCGGAUUGGAAACUCAGCGGUUUAUCCUUUUGCGGCCUGAUGGAAAACUCGACCGCUCAGGGCUCCAUCCAGCCCAUCAACCUGCGGGAGGUGCUACGACACACCCCUAGCUUGCCCCGGACCGUCCAGUUGAACAUCGACUUUACUUCUCCAGACUUCGCCAUCGACAAUAACCUCACACCAUCGGCUGACAUGUUCAGCUUGGGGCUGUUGAUUAUCUCGCUAUACAAUUCUCCUCACAAGUCUCCCUUGUCAACCAAUGGCAGCCUAUCAGCGUAUCAGCGCCUCUUCCAGUCCUCGCAGAGCAUCCCAAACUCGACCAACAACUUUCUUUCCUCCAGGCCGUUGCCAAAGGAGCUCACGAACCAUGUGCUUCCCAGGCUCAUUACUCGCAGACCCGCUCAGCGGAUGACGGCCACCGAGUUUCAACAGAGCGAGUUCUUCAACAACAUCCUCGUAUCCACCAUCCGCUUCCUCGACGCUUUCCCUGCCAAGACCCCGAACGAGAAGUCACAGUUCCUCAGGGGCCUGAUCAAAGUGCUGCCGUCGUUCCCCAAGUCUGUUUUGGAGAGGAAGCUGCUGCCCGCCCUGCUCGAUGAGCUGAAGGAUAAAGAGCUCCUCUCCCUGGUCCUGCAUAACGUAUUCAAAAUCAUCGAACUGCUACCGUCCGGAAAGAGGGCGUUCAGCGACAAAGUGCGACCCAGCCUCAAGGAAAUAUUCGUCACCAACGUCAAGCAGGCUCAAGAGAAAGACGCCGCUCGUGACGCAGGCCUCAUGGUUGUCAUCGAGCAGCUUCCUGUCAUUGGGGAGAAUUGCGCUGGCAAGGAGUUCAAAGAUGAUAUUCUGCCCGUCAUCUUCAACGCCUUGGAGUCCCCGACGCCCUCGCUCGUGGACGCAGCCUUGAGGAGUCUCCCGUCGGUACUACCCCAGUUGGACUUUAGCACCAUUAAGAACGAACUGUUUCCAGUCAUCGCGACAAUAUUCAGCAGGACGAACAGCCUUGCCAUCAAGAUCAGAGGUCUGCAGGCCUUCGUCACGCUUUGCGGAGGCUCAAUUGAUCCCAGCGGUGACGAUGGGCUCGACGGCCUUGCGCCCCAAAUGAAGAAGGCCACCUCGCCCACCGCCUUGGAUAAGUUCACCAUGCAAGAGAAGAUCGUUCCUCUGAUCAAGGGCAUCAAGACCAAAGAGCCAGCCGUCAUGAUGGCCGCGCUCAACGUUCUCCAAGUCGUAGGCAAGGUGGGUGAUGCCGACUUUGUCGCCUUGGAGAUUCUCCCCACCUUGUGGAGCAUGAGUUUGGGUCCGCUUCUGGAUCUCAAACAGUUCCAAGCUUUCAUGGAGCUCAUCAAGGCUCUGUCGAGCAGGGUAGAAGAAGAACAGGUUAAGAAAUUGCAAGAGCUGGCCGGUGGUAGUGCCAGCUCAUCCGCCAUCAAGGACGACUUCUUGUCGUUUGGUCCCGUUGCUGCUUCAUCCCUCGACGCUAACGGAACCGAAACGGACUUUGAGUCCCUGGUUAAGGGAGGGUCUAGCGCAGUCUCUGCCAACCCCUUGGAAUCUGGGUGGGACAGCAUGACUCUAGCCACAACCGUUACAUCUCCUACUGUGAGCAGCAGAAAGUCCACGCCGACAGCCACAUUCUCGUGGUCGAGUCCUCCGGCUGCCCCGGUUGCAGCUCCCACUAACAAGUUCGGCGUCGUCAAAACUCAGCAGCCGGGAUUCAGGACGGUGACCCCCGAUCUUGCAAGCUUUCAACCCAUGACCCCGUCGGCUACGCAAUAUUCACAACCUCUCCAGCCGACUUCGAACGCCAUUAGUAGCACAUCAGCAACGCCCCUGGCAGCCCAAGCAACGACAUCGAUCAACUGGGGCGCCACGACGGCGUCAACCAGUAACAGCAAUCCGUGGUCGUCCCCUCCCGCAUCACAUCAACCACCCAUAUCUAGCUUCGGCUCACUCUCCCUCAAUCCACAACAACAAACUCAAAACACCACACCAUCCUUUUCCCUACCGGCCCCGCCGGGCGUUAGCACUGGUCCCAGUUUGUCAAACUUCAGCCUCGCCCCUCCGCCAGGCACAUCACAAUCCGCGCAAAGGCCACGGAUGACGACAGCAACCUCGACACCCGCAUUCGGCGGGCUAGGUGGGAUGAACAGCAUGAACAGCCUGGCAUCAAAGAGCACAGCAGCAGCCAACAAGACUGGCGCGAGCCUCGGUACGGGCAUGGCUGCCACAAUGAGCCUGAACACGAAUAUAGGUAUGAGUAUGGGGAAUGGCACGAGUAUGAAUAGCAUGAUGGUUAUGGGAAUGGGCAUGGCUGGCAUGGCACACCAGCAGCAAAAUCAGGGUCAGGUACAGGGUCAGAAGACGGGGUUGGACAAGUACGAGAGUCUGUUAUAGAAUGUGGGGCAUGGAUGGUUGGGAUGGGUGGCCGUUUUAGUGAAGGCGGAUGGGAUUUCAAUGGUGCGUUUUCCCAUGGACAUGUGGGAGUGAUGACCGUGAGUUAGGUUCGAGUGAGGGGUGGCUCAGCAAGGUAACAACGAAACACCAGCACUGCCUGGGUCAAGGAUUACACCUCAUUUUCAGCGACCA
Messenger RNA from Parathielavia appendiculata, 3322 nucleotides. Its product is annotated as ARM repeat-containing protein. The record is from RefSeq and is a predicted model, not a curated record. Gene Ontology annotation, biological process: protein phosphorylation. The coding region runs from base 137 to 3130 and encodes 997 amino acids. The transcript is spliced from 3 exons. Lineage: Eukaryota; Fungi; Ascomycota; Sordariomycetes; Sordariales; Chaetomiaceae. Gene Ontology annotation, molecular function: protein kinase activity; ATP binding.